This is a messenger RNA of Sycon ciliatum, 2236 nucleotides long. Its product is annotated as zinc finger CCCH domain-containing protein 11A-like. Lineage: Eukaryota; Metazoa; Porifera; Calcarea; Leucosolenida; Sycettidae. The record is from RefSeq and is a predicted model, not a curated record. The transcript has 8 exons. Gene Ontology annotation, molecular function: metal ion binding. The coding region runs from base 212 to 1810 and encodes 532 amino acids.
UGGUUUUCUAGCGUCUUCCCUCAAACACCUUGCUUCCCACCAGAGAUUGAUUAUUUGCGUAUCUGAGUAAGUUGCCGUCUUCCAACAGAUAUCAGAAUCAGGUUCUCUCUGUAUAGAUCCCUCUAGCGCCUUGCUAAGUAUCGUCCUUGCCGAAGAGUUGGGAUUUAUUCGAUUCUAGGUGUGAAGUCGGCCGCGAAGUGUGAAAUUUACUAUGGCUCAAGUCGGUAAUGAUUGCUACUUCUUCUACUACUCGAGCUGCAAGAAGGGACCCGCUUGUCCAUUCCGACACAGUGCACCUGCACUUGGCAAGGAAGACGUCUGUCAAGAUUGGGCCAAAGGAAGCUGUAUUGUUCCGAAUUGUGCACGUCGCCACAUGGGAAUACAUAAAGACCGUGGCAGCAUGCCAUGCUACUGGGAGUCUCAGCGAGUGGGGUGUACCAAGCCGUUCUGCCCAUUCAAGCAUUUGAAGCCCCGUUCUGAUGCGCCUCUGCAAACUGGCCAAGUUCAACCCACCGCAUCCCAAGGAAAUCCAGUCAAAGGUGGACCAGCGCAGGUGCUUCAACCUGAUUUCAAGUUGCUGAUAACCAUACCGGAUGACAGCAGUGCACAGCGCAGCUCUACCAUCCGGACUAUUGGCAAUUCUAAAGACAGACUGCGACACGCCCGAACACAAGGGGUUUCCUACGACUCAACUGCCGCUGACUCCAGAAUGGAUAUGAGAAGAGCAACUCGUUCAAUGAGCCGAUACCAUUGGGUUCAUGCUCGCGAUCAGCUAAAUCAACAGCGCAGACCUGAAACUGCAAGGCGUGGUCCAGGUCCUUUGUUACCCAUGAAAAGGACAGCAUCUGUUCAGCAAGAAGACCAAACAAAGCCGUUAGCCAAACGACGCAGGCCUGAGGUGGAAGUUAAGGCGGAAACAUUCAAAGUUCAGUUGCUGAAUAAAGUUGGUCAUACAAAUGGUUUCACCAAGAAGCCUCUGUCAAUGCCAUCUUCAUUUGCUCAGAGGCAGACAUCAUCAUCUGCUCAAAGGCAGACAUCAUCAUCUGCUCAAAGCCAGACACUACCAUCGUGCCCUCUUCAGUCCAGUGGGCUGUCCGUCAAGGAGCUAAGAGCCAAACGCUUUUCCAAGCAACAGCAGCUCCAGCAGCAGCGUCAGCAGGACACAGAACAAGAACAGAGAAGAGAACCCUGGGCUAAUGUGCAUGCCAGCACCAAGCCACUGCCUGUGAAAGCAACCCAAAAGCCUGUUGCUGUACCAGCGUCCCCACAACCGUCCACUGCUGCUGGUCUUCGCAUCAAGUCUUUAGAUGAAAUCCUAGCUGAGAAACGCAAGCAUCACGAGACCAUUAGUGACAGCACUGUAUCUGCAGUAGAUACCUGUCAAAGGAGACCGGCCGAUUCAACCAGCAAGGAAUCACCAUCAGUAGUUGUCAGUUCAGCAAGCAAGAAUGUAUGUAGUUCAGUACUGAGUACUGCACCUACCAAGAGUUCCACUCCAGCGACACCACCUGCUAAGAUAACAAGACUCAGCAGUCAUUCUUCUGCUAAGAAGGAAAGCCCAGCCACUACGAAGGUGUCCCAAAGUGAAGGAAGUGAAGUUACUUCCACUGCUGAUACUACUACUAUGAAGUCCGAUGCCAAGUCUGAAUUUGAUUGGCUCGAUGACAUCGACCUGCUUGAUGACGAUGCAUUUGAGAAAGCGAUGAGAGAAUUUGUUGGUGACGUAACCUACGUCGACUUGAAUAAGCCAGACCUUGACGAAACAGUCAACAGCGAAGAUCUACUCCUGGAAGCGGAGCUGAUGAUUUAGACUAAGAGAACUGUUGUGUAUUUCCACAUUACGCAGUGUGCUCACCAUUUGCCAUGCCUACUUCAUGCCUAAUCGCCAUUGGGGAUAUACACCCGGUUUUUUCCCUCUCUACUGCGUCCGUCGGCGCGAGGGUUUUUUCCCGGCUGGCUCGGUCCAGGAAAAUUAACCUGACGGCCCCAAGUGGUUUUGCGUCAUGCCCUAUUUCAGCUAUCUGCUGGCUCACUUAUUUGGGCAUCUUCGCCUAAUGCUUGAUUAUUAUUACUAAUAAUGCUUUGAGCGCUGCUUGAUAUAUCAGCAUAUAAUGCUAAUUUGAAUGCUCGCUUUUCACUUUCUCGCUGGCUGUGUUGUGCAGAAUCAUGUGCCAACCUUUACUACAUGUACAUUGCAUUGUCAUUUCAUUCAGUACAAUGCAAACAUAUAUUAUUA